GACGUGUUCUUCUAGCGCCACGUCGUGAGGAAGUGUUGGCCCGCUGGAGCAGUUGGGACACAGACAGCCGAAUCAGGUGCUGGUGGACUGAAGGGGUUACCUGGCUCCUGUCUUGUUCCCUGGUGAUCUUCUGAUUGAGCAAGAACUAUGUCAUGGAUCAAGGAAGGCGAGCUGUCACUUUGGGAGCGUUUCUGUGCCAACAUUAUAAAGGCAGGCCCGAUGCCCAAACACAUUGCAUUCAUAAUGGAUGGGAACCGUCGCUAUGCCAAGAAGUGCCAGGUGGAGCGGCAGGAGGGCCACUCACAGGGCUUCAACAAGCUGGCUGAGACUCUGCGCUGGUGUUUGAACCUGGGCAUCCUAGAGGUGACAGUCUACGCAUUCAGCAUUGAGAACUUCAAACGCUCCAAGAGUGAGGUAGACGGGCUAAUGGACCUGGCCCGGCAGAAGUUCACCCGCUUGAUGGAAGAACAGGAGAAACUGCAGAAGCAUGGGGUGUGUAUCCGGGUCCUGGGCGAUCUGCAUUUAUUGCCCUUGGAUCUCCAGGAGUUGAUUGCACAAGCUAUACAGGCCACUAAGAACUACAACAAAUGUUUCCUGAAUGUCUGCUUUGCAUACACAUCCCGUCAUGAGAUCAGCAAUGCUGUGAGAGAGAUGGCCUGGGGCGUAGAGCAAGGCCUGCUGGAUCCUAGCGAUAUCUCUGAGUCUCUGCUCGAUAAGUGCCUCUAUACCAACCACUCUCCUCAUCCUGAUAUCUUGAUACGGACUUCUGGAGAAGUGCGGCUGAGUGACUUCUUACUCUGGCAGACCUCCCACUCUUGCCUGGUGUUCCAACCUGUUUUGUGGCCAGAAUACACAUUUUGGAACCUCUUCGAGGCCAUUCUGCAGUUCCAGAUGAACCAUAGUGCACUUCAGCAGAAGGCCCGAGACAUGUAUGCAGAGGAGCGGAAGUGGCAACAGCUGGAGAGGGACCAAGCGGCAGUGACAGAGCAGCUGCUGCAAGAGGGGCUCCAGGCCAGUGGGGACGCCCAGCUCCGACGGACACGCUUGCACAAACUCUCAGCCAGACGGGAAGAGCGAGUCCAAGGCUUCCUGCAGGCCUUGGAACUCAAGCGAGCUGACUGGCUGGCACGUCUGGGCACUGCAUCAGCCUGAGGGAGGCUGGCCACCUGCCACUUUGGCCUGCCCUCUGCCUCCAGGGCCCCACUCCCCUUUCUUUCCUUGGUGAAGGCACCUCCCUCCUGAUGAUGAAUUGUGUUCCCUUUGCUUGGCAGGGGAAUCCCCCCACCCCCAGCCAAGUCUGCUGGCCAUGGAUACCUUUGGGCUGCCUGGGACAGUGGCCCCUGGGGAGGAUUGAGGGUGAGAUCUUCCACAAGUACAGUAAACCCAGCUCUGGUCAUCAGUAGGUUUGGAAAGCAGGGGAUACCAACUCAUCAACUGCCUGUUCUCCCAGAUGCACUUUCUCUUUCCACCAGCACAUCCUUCAACACAGUUUCAGGGAAGAGGGCUCCCCAAAACUGUAGCCCUUUACCCAUCCAUCUUAGCCUUCCACCCAACUUUCACAAAAGAUUGGGCUCUACCUUGGAUCUGCUGGUAAAUAAAUAAUAGGCAGCCAGUUAUUUGGGGAAGGAAGAAACGGGCGGGAGAGACAGAAAGAAAAUUUGCCCAUCUGCUGCUCCUCCCCUUGGCUCUCCACCUGGGAUUUGCUAUUGAAUCUCUACCCCCUCCCACCAUGCAGUACUGAUUGCUCACUGAAAGGCUCUGCGCCCCCAAUGGCGCAUGGAAGCCAGGCGGGUGACUACAAUCCAAUUACCUAUUGUCGACUCAGCCCACACAAGCUUUUCCCCUCCUCUUGCAGGGCAUGGGGCCAGGCUCCACUCCCAAGUGAGACCAGCCCCCUCCAUGGUACAGGGUAACAGAAGGGCCUGUAGGCCCUGGUGACUCUAAUCCAGCACAAGCCUUUCCUGUAACACUUCAGGGCUGAGCAGAACCAAGCACUUCUUCAACUGACUCUGCCUCCUGCCCUCACCAUCUCCAAUUCUGAUUCCCACUUCCAGCCUUCAAGAUUUCUCUCAGCUUUUUGACCUGGCUCCCUCAGUAGGCUCCGAGACGAUUUAUUCUCAGCAUGGCAAAGCUCGUUUCAGGCCCUCUCUGCUUGUGAGGGUCAAGGCUAUGUCCUUUCCCUUACCUCCCUGUCAGGCCUUGCUGCAGAGCUGCUGAGAGGAUUAGUGCCUUUAGCUGUCUGCCUGAGCAACUCUGCUUCAGGUGCCCCACAGCAGCAAGUACCAGCCACCAACACCAACCAGAUGCUGCUGCCUUCAGACUUCCCAUUUUACUUUCCACAAGCCGUUUCCCCAGCAUCUCCCUCUAGGGGAGGGGUGGGGUCUUGCAAGCAAUGUUAAGAGCCUACUUUCUAGACCCUUAACUUUCCUAUACCCCAGACCCCCGCCCCCCUCCCUUUUCUCUGCCUGGAUACCUGGCAUUAGAGACCCCUUGGCCAUCAUCCCUGCUUCCAGAAUCAAGUAUAAAUGCCAGACACUGCGAUUGAGAAGCCAAUCAGUGCACCCUUUGGCAAACCCCUCCUGCACACCUGGUGCUCCCCACUACCAAUCCCUGGCACAGAGUUCCUGGAAAGCAGGUGCUGUACAUUUUCCAGCUUUACAAUGGGGCUGUUGACAGCCUUAAUUAGGGAGGCAUGAAUUAUGCCGCUGUAAUGCAGAGCCCUACAAUUAAGGCGGGAAUGAGGGCUGGAGGCAGCAAACGGAAUCUGCCCUGUGAGCGUGGCUAUUCAAUCCUUUCUCCUUUCUGUGUCUGACUUUCCCUAAUAUAAUUGGGGUACAGUAGAGGUGAUUAUUGAGGCUGGUACCUCUUUGGCCUGAGGUCCUGUAUUCUGGGAAAGGUGCACAGGGUGGAGUAGAGAAGAGCUGCCCCAGGAGGCACUGUAGGAGUGGAAAGAAGAGGCAGAGAGGCCACUGUCACCCAGGAGCAGGGGGUGCAAAAUAUUAAGUUGACUUGAACUCAU
Molecule: messenger RNA, 3019 nt
Organism: Lemur catta (Ring-tailed lemur)
Lineage: Eukaryota; Metazoa; Chordata; Mammalia; Primates; Lemuridae
Gene: DHDDS
Product: dehydrodolichyl diphosphate synthase subunit
Exons: 9
Coding region: 148-1152 (334 amino acids)
Biological process (GO): polyprenol biosynthetic process
Cellular component (GO): endoplasmic reticulum; dehydrodolichyl diphosphate synthase complex
Molecular function (GO): ditrans,polycis-polyprenyl diphosphate synthase [(2E,6E)-farnesyl diphosphate specific] activity
Source: RefSeq, a predicted model, not a curated record